AUGGCUGGUAUGCUUCCAGGAGUAGAGCUUGCUAGAAGGAGGAGGACUAGUCAUCAUUUCUUUGACAGUAAUUGUCGGGAUUCUACUCGUCAUCAACGAAUUGAUACAUCUAGUACUAUGGAUGAAGCUGCUCAUAAAGCUCGUCGCAGACUCGAAGAAAAACUCCGUGGUCUUGCUCCUUCUUCCAGAAGGAAUACAGUACUCCAUACUAACAAUAACAACAACAGUAAUGAAGGAAGAAGCUCUAGACCUGCAAAAGAAGUUGGAAAGGAAGUAGUGGUAGUAGGAACAAAGUUUGCACAAUUGGAAAGAAUGAAUUCACAUAGAGAAGUUUGUUCCAUUUGCUUAGAAGAAUUUGGGACUCAACGACAGGUUAUGCACUUGCCCUGUUUUCCUAAAUAUCAUUCAGACUGUCUUCAACCAUGGCUCACUAAUCAUUCACAUUGCCCUUACUGUAGAACCCAAGUCCAUCCCCAAUCUCUACCUUGA
This is a messenger RNA of Papaver somniferum (opium poppy), 489 nucleotides long. RefSeq names its product probable E3 ubiquitin-protein ligase RHY1A. The coding region runs from base 1 to 489 and encodes 162 amino acids. The transcript has 2 exons. The record is from RefSeq and is a predicted model, not a curated record. Gene Ontology annotation, biological process: ubiquitin-dependent protein catabolic process. Gene Ontology annotation, molecular function: ubiquitin protein ligase activity. NCBI's taxonomy places the organism in Eukaryota, Viridiplantae, Streptophyta, Magnoliopsida, Ranunculales, Papaveraceae.